AUGUCUCCCGAUCAAAACGCAACCCUCGUCUUCAUCCCGUUCCCCGUCCUGAGCCACCAGGCGGCCGCCGUCCAGCUGGCCGAACUCCUCGUGUCCCGGGACCCACGCCUCUCAGUCGCCAUCAUCCUCAUGAAGCUCCCGAUCGACACCAAAACCGGUUCAUCCCCCGAGAAAACCUCCCCCGACUCACGGAUCCACUUCAUCCAUCUUCCCCCCGACGAAUCUAGUUUUGCCACGUGGACCGAGUCGCCCAAAUCCUUCGUCGCCCAAUUUGUUACCAGCCAACGGGGACCCGUGAGGGACGCCGUGUCUAAAUUAAUUGAGACGAAACCGAGACGGCUCGCGGGCUUCGUUGUCGACAUGUUCUGCACGGCCAUGGUCGACGUGGCCCACGAGCUCGGCGUCCCGUCGUACGUUUUCUUCACUAGCAGCGCCUCGUGCUUCGGCCUCUUUCUCCACCUCCAGGGACUCGUCGAUUUCGAAAACCGAGACCUCAAGGAGUAUGCGGAAUCGGAAGAGACAUUUUACGUGGCCGGUAUUGAUCAAUUAUUAUGGCGCUGGAAGCAGUCAAAAGUGGUCCUGUGGGUCUGA
Molecule: messenger RNA, 591 nt
Organism: Striga hermonthica
Lineage: Eukaryota; Viridiplantae; Streptophyta; Magnoliopsida; Lamiales; Orobanchaceae
Source: the annotation of a GenBank genome assembly